Echinops telfairi (small Madagascar hedgehog) is the source of this 5951-nucleotide messenger RNA. RefSeq names its product terminal uridylyl transferase 7 (gene TUT7). The record is from RefSeq and is a predicted model, not a curated record. The transcript is spliced from 28 exons. Lineage: Eukaryota; Metazoa; Chordata; Mammalia; Afrosoricida; Tenrecidae. Gene Ontology annotation, molecular function: RNA uridylyltransferase activity; nucleic acid binding; zinc ion binding. The coding region runs from base 411 to 5021 and encodes 1536 amino acids.
AAGUUUCGGUUACUUUGUAUAAGAACGAUAGAUAAUUUACAACUAAAAAUAAGUAAGACUGGUUAGCUUGGUAACAGUAUUGUCUUGGGAUGCGGUUUUCUUUGAAAAGAAACAUUUGUAGGGGAGCUUUCCUCAUUCACAGACUUUAAUCGUGUUUAGGAGUAAGAACUAAUUUUCGUGAACAGGUUACAGACUUAAGCCUUCUCUUUUAGUAUUGUUUAUUGGGAGUGUGAUGGAAAUGGUUAUUGAAAGAGGAAGUAGGAAAGUAAAUUUUUCUGGUAGGCUUUUGCAUUCCGCUGCAAUAAAUCUAUUGCUGGUGUAUAAAGUAUCCUAUUAUCUUCUGUUAUGGUUUGAUUUUCCCCAAAAUGCCUUCUUUCAGGUACAGAGUAAGAAAAUUGAAGUAAACGACCAUGGGAGAUGCUGCAAAACCAUAUUUUGUGAAACGGGCUAAAGACCGAGGGGCUUUAGAUGAUGACGACUUCCGAAGGAGUCACCCACAACAAGAUUAUUUAAUAAUGGAUGAUUAUGCUAAAGGCCAUAUUGGUAAAACUGAAAAAGGCCUUCCAAAAAAGAAAGUAUCACCAGGGAACUAUGGGAAUACUCCCAGAAAAGGACCAUAUGCAGUUUCCAACAGUCCAUAUGCAUUUAAAAACCCCAUUUACAGCCACCCGACCUGGAUGAAUGACAGCUACAAAGAUCAGAGUAGGAGAUGGCUUUCCGAUGAACUUUCUGGUAAUUCGGACAAUUGGAGAGAAAGUAAACCUGGACCUAGAAUUCCAGUUACAAGCAGACCAAGAAAAGACCCCUUUCAAGAAAGUGAAGAUGGGUAUAGAUGGCAAGAUGGAAGAGGCUGCAAAACUGUGAGAGGACUGUUUCAUAAGGACCUAACGAACCUAGAAGCUAUGUCAGAAAUUGAAGCAGGAAGCCCUGAAAAUAAGAAGCAGAGGUCCAGACCAAAGAAACUCAGGAGAACGAGAGAUGAGGAAAAUGAACAGGACGAAGACUUGGAAGGUCCUGUGAUUGAUGAAUCAGCCCUGUCCAUGAAGGAGCUCCUGGGCUUACAGCAGGCUGAAGAGCGACUGAGAAGAGACUGCAUUGAGAGACUAAAAAGGCGACCGCGAAACUGCCCUACAGCAAAAUACACCUGCAAACUCUGUGAUGUUUUAAUUGAUUCCAUUGCAUUUGCCCAUAAGCAUAUCAAAGAGAAAAGACACAAGAAAAACAUUAAGGAAAAGCAAGAAGAAGAGUUACUCACAACAUUACCCCCACCAACACCCUCUCAGAUAAAUGCAAUCGGCAUUGCCAUUGACACAGUGGUACAAGAGUUUGGCUUGCACAAUGAGAACCUGGAAAAGAGACUAGCAAUUAAACAGAUCAUGGAAAAUGUAUUCCAGCACAAGUUACCAGAUUGUUCUCUAAGAUUAUAUGGGUCAUCCUGUAGCCGAUUUGGUUUUAAAGAUUCAGAUGUAAACAUUGACGUCCAAUUUCCAGCUAUUAUGUCUCAACCAGAUGUCCUCUUACUUGUUCAAGAAUGUUUAAAGAAUAGUGAUUCUUUUAUUGAUAUUGAUGCAGAUUUCCAUGCCCGAGUGCCAGUGGUGGUGUGCAGAGAAAAGCAGAGUGGUCUUCUUUGUAAAGUGAGUGCAGGAAAUGAAAAUGCUUGUCUGACAACCAAUCAUUUAACUGCCCUUGGAAAACUAGAACCAAAACUGGUUUCUUUGGUGAUUGCAUUCAGGUACUGGGCAAAGCUAUGCAGUAUAGAUCGCCCCGAAGAAGGUGGCUUGCCACCUUAUGUGUUUUCCCUAUUGGCCAUUUUCUUUCUUCAACAGAGGAAAGAACCUCUUUUGCCUGUCUACCUAGGAUCAUGGAUCGAAGAAUUUUCAUUAAAUAAACUAGGGAACUUCUCCCUUAAAGAUGUCACCAGAGAUGUUGUGGUGUGGGAGUAUGCUGAAUCCACCACAGGGGAUAAAGACCCAGCUAAAGUAGAGUCAACUGGAGAGCCCAGAGACAUGGCCCUGAAAAGGGGACAGGUACCAUUAAUAUUUGAGUUAAAGCAUCAACUUUCAGUACCAGUUGGGCAACUCUGGGUGGAACUGCUUCGAUUCUAUGCUUUAGAAUUUAAUUUGGCUGAUUUGGUGAUAAGUAUACGUGUCAAAGAACCUGUGUCUCGUGAAUCAAAGGAUUGGCCCAAAAAACGUAUUGCCAUCGAAGAUCCCUACUCUGUUAAGAGGAAUGUGGCGAGGACCCUAAGCAAUCAACCUGUCUUUGAAUACUUACUUCAUUGUUUAAGAACAACGUAUAAAUAUUUUGCUCUUCCACACAAAGUGACAAAAUCUAGCCUUCCAAAACCUGUGGGUAUAGUUCCAGGUACUUUAGAACAUUCUAAAGAUGUAAUAAGUCAUGACUCAGGUGUCCAAGCUAAAGAGAACAACUUAAAAAGCUCCGUUCUGGCUCGGGGAUCUGGUGCUAUCAGUCCAGCGUCAAGCACGCACAAGGUACAGCCACUCAGUCUUAAACAGCCUGCUGAUUCCUUUGGAGAUGCACCCACAGAGGAAACAGGAAGCAUCAGUGUAAACUUGGAAUGCUCAGACUGUGUCAAAGCAGAGCCCAGUGGUGAUGACUGUGAGGGUGUUACUGUGCAAGAAACAAGAGGGGAGGAAGAAAAGUUAAAAAUUGAAAGGGAGGCCCCCCAUCAUUUGGCUGAUUGUGACCGAGAUGUAAACAGUAACAAGCUCACAGAACUUGCAGUUGGUGACAACACACAGGAGACUGACAAGACUUUGGAUUUAGAAGGUUUCCGAAAUCUUACAGUCCAAGGGCGGGAUGGAUUUAUCACUAUAGUGGUCAAGGCUGACAUUGAUAGAGAAAGCUUACACAGUCCUGAUAAACUUGAAGACUCUCUCAACCAUUGUGCUCCUUCAGUACAGAGCCACACAUCAGAAACCAUUCACUCAGAUGAGGAGGAGGAGGAAGAAGAGCCCACACUCACCAUUAAGGAAAGGGAAGAUGAAGACAUGGUUAACAAAGAUGAGUUAGACAAGCCUUUGACUGGAUCAGGGGAGGAGGAGGCCAUGUCUGAAGAGGAGGAGGAAUUGGGCGGGCUUGCCAGCUGUGAAGACUUGAAAGAAUGUGGGAAACAAGAAGAUGGAACUCUACUAAUGGAACUGAAUAAAAUAAGUAUUAAGGAAGAAAAUGUAUGUAAGGAAAAUUCAACUGAGGACCAGUCAGAUCUCUUCUAUGAGUUCAGUAAACAGAUCUUCACCAAAGGCAAGUCUCCUACUGUGGUGUGCAGUUUAUGCAAACGAGAGGGUCAUCGGAAAAAGGACUGUCCCGAAGACUUCAAAAGAAUCCAUCUGGAGCCUUUGCCACCAUUGACACCCAAAUUCUCAAGUAUCUUAGAUCAAGUUUGCAUCCAGUGUUACAAGGAUUUUUCUCCAACCAUUUUAGAAGAUCAGGCUCGUGAGCAUAUUCGGCAAAACUUAGAGAGUUUCAUAAGACAGGAGUUUCCAGGAACUAAAUUGAGCUUAUUUGGCUCUUCGAAAAAUGGAUUUGGGUUCAAGCAAAGUGACCUUGAUGUCUGUAUGACAAUCAAUGGACUUGAGACUGCUGAGGGGUUGGACUGUGUAAGAACUAUUGAAGAAUUAGCAAGAUUCCUCAGGAAACAUUCAGGUCUGAGAAACAUCUUACCUAUUACGACAGCAAAGGUGCCAAUUGUAAAAUUCUUCCAUUCAAGAAGUGGUCUGGAAGUGGAUAUCAGUCUAUAUAACACAUUGGCCCUUCACAAUACAAGGCUCUUAUCCGCUUACUCAGCCAUUGACCCCAGAGUGAAAUACUUGUGCUAUACUAUGAAAGUAUUUACAAAAAUGUGUGAUAUUGGUGAUGCAUCUAGAGGCAGCUUAUCCUCAUACGCAUACACUCUGAUGGUGCUGUAUUUUCUCCAGCAGAGAAAUCCACCCGUCAUUCCAGUCCUUCAAGAGAUAUACAAAGAUGAAACAAGACCUGAAAUAUUUGUUGAUGGCUGGAAUACUUAUUUUUUUGAUCAAAUCGAAGAGCUGCACACCUAUUGGCCAGAAUGUGGAAAAAAUACAGAAUCUGUUGGGCAGCUAUGGUUAGGACUUCUUCGUUUCUACACAGAGGAAUUUGAUUUUAAAGAAUAUGUAAUUUGCGUCAGGAGAAAAAGUCUGCUUACAACUUUUAAGAAACAAUGGACCUCGAAAUACAUUGUUAUUGAAGAUCCUUUUGAUUUGAAUCAUAAUCUCGGAGCUGGAUUAUCAAGGAAAAUGACAAAUUUUAUAAUGAAAGCUUUUAUCAAUGGAAGAAGAGUAUUUGGUAGUCCAGUCAAAGGAUUUCCGAAGGACUAUCCCUCCAAAAUGGAGUAUUUUUUUGAUCCAGAUGUCCUAACGGAAGGAGAGCUGGCACCAAAUGAUAGAUGUUGCAGAAUUUGUGGGAAAAUAGGACACUUUAUGAAGGACUGUCCUUUGAGGAGAAAAGUGAGACGACGGCGAGAUCAGGAAGACACCCUCAACCAAAGAUACCCUGAGAGCAAAGAGAAAAGAAGCAAAGAGGACAAAGACAUUCAAAACAAGUACACAGAAAGGGAAGUGUCGGCAAAAGAAGACAAGCCCGUGCAGUGCAUACCUCAGAAAGCCAAGCCAGUCAGGACCACUGUGGACAUGGGGAGAGAGAAGCUUCUCAGACCUCCAGUAGAGAAGUGGAAGAGACAGGAUGACAGAGACUUAAGAGAAAAGCGUUGCUUUAUUUGUGGAAGAGAGGGGCACAUUAAAAAAGAGUGCCCACAGCUUAAAGGCUCCUCAGGUUUGUCUAAAUCAGGUUGUGUAUUUGGACUCCCUUCUUCACCUAGCGCUUUGAGACCAGCUGGCACCUUUUCUCAGGCAGUGCUUUUACAGGAAGAAAAAAAGAAACCCAAAACAGCAAUAUUUUUGAGUCCCCAGUCAGGUAGCCUUUCCAGUAAAUAUAUGACUCAGGGAAAAGCCUCCCCGAAGAGGACCCAGCAGGAAUCAUGAGGGACCGAAAAUGAAGCACUCUGGCUGUUCAGGCAUCUGUAUUCCCUCUGAGAAUUAGGAUCACUUCACAGGACACAGCAACAUAGAUCAGACUUCAGUUUAACAUGGAAGGGAAAUGUCAGAACUUUUUUAAUUUAAUGAAAUUUUUAAUGAGGAAAAAAAAAUUUUAAUAGGACCUUAUCUAUCACAGAUACCCAUAGAUUUCAAGAUUUUAAUAGAAAGCCAUGACAUAUGUAUUUAAGCCAGGUUUUUUUAAGAAAAAACUAAGAUGUAACUACGCCGGUAUUCAGUGAAUACAGUUGGAUGGUUUUUAAUUCCUUCAGAGUACACUAAAAUGUGUGCUGAUGAACCCCAGUACAUUAACCUCCCUCCCCCAUAGAUCCCUUGUGUGUUUAGAAGAGGGGAAAUUAUAUUUAUUGUCUGCAGAUCCCUUAUGUGGACACGUAUCAAAUACGUGUGAACUGCUACAACUAUAUUUACAAAAAACUUAAUGCUAUUUGUAGAAAAAGUGAAAACAUGGACUUGAGUACAUAUCUAUGUGAGCCUUCAAUGGAUGAGGGUUUUUGAUUUUUUUUCCCCUCUAAUUUUGUCAGUUGAACAUAGCUACUAUGCUCAUAAAAAAAAAUGAAAUGAGGACAGGUGGUCCUGCUUGCCACUAAAAAAACUUCUUUUCUUAAGAGAAAAAUGACAAAAUAAAAGUGCUUUUUAUUUUUUAUGAAUUCACAAAUUAGGGUAGAGAACUUUUCAAAUCCCAGAAGAUUACAGAGGACUCUGCCCAUCUCAAGUUUGGUUGGAGUCAUUUUGGGGUGGCUGGAGCCCUCCAGGAACUGUUGCUGUAAUUUCACAGCUCCCUUCUGAAGUCGUAUGUGGUCAGAACUCUGCCUCGGUUUAUUUAUCAUUUUGAAAUAAAAUCAAAUUUUCAGCCUGUAA